Messenger RNA from Musca vetustissima, 2164 nucleotides. RefSeq names its product kanadaptin. The coding region runs from base 1 to 2160 and encodes 719 amino acids. Gene Ontology annotation, molecular function: protein binding; mRNA binding. Lineage: Eukaryota; Metazoa; Arthropoda; Insecta; Diptera; Muscidae. The record is from RefSeq and is a predicted model, not a curated record. The transcript has 3 exons.
AUGGAGGAAUUUAAGAAACCAUCGCUUCCUGUGGCGCCGGCGAAGAUAGAGAAACCCAAGGAAGAAUUAAAGAAACCAAUCGCCGAAGAUAAGACUAAAGUAAAAGAUGAGGCGCCAAAACCUCAACCGGCAACAAAUAAACCACCUCAAACAUGUCCCUAUAAAGUUCCACUCUGGUCCAAGAAUCCACCCAACGAAAGCAGUUACUCAUUUGAAGUUCUUAAAUCUGGACAAAUAAUCGAUGGAGUUAAAAAUUUACAAACAAAGGCAUUUUGGACAUUUGGUCGCCUACCGGAGAAUGACAUUGAAAUGGCACAUCCAACCAUUUCCCGGUUUCAUGCUGUUCUACAGUAUAGACCUAAGAAAAUUGAAACACAAACGGAGGAAAAUGAUGACGAAGAUGAUGAGACAAAAGAGGAGGAUGAGAAAAAAGAAGAAGCUGGUGAUAAAGGGCCUCCAGAAGGAUGGUAUAUUUAUGAUUUGGACAGUACCCACGGUACGUUUCUAAAUAAACAGAGAAUUCCACCCAAGGUGUAUAUACGAAUACGUGUGGGUCAUAUGUUACGUUUGGGUGCCAGUACACGGUCAUAUAUUCUGCAAGGUCCACCGGAAGACGAAGAACCCGAAUCGGAAUUGACAAUAACGGAGUUAAAGGAAAAAAGACAGAGAGAUUUGGAGGCUGCAGCAUUGGAAAAGAAACGUUUGGCCGAAGAGGCUGCAGAAAGGGAACGUAAUGAGGGAUGUAGUUGGGGCAUGACUGAUGACGCUGACGAGGAAACAGAUUUGACCCACAAUCCAUUUGCUGCCACAAAUAAUGAAGAACUUUUCUUAGACGAUCCCAAGAAAACGCUGAGAGGCUAUUUCGAACGUGAAGGUUUAGAGUUGGAAUAUAAAUGUGAUGAAAUGUCAGCGGGAUCAUAUGUCUGUCGUGUUGAGCUGCCCUUGGAUGAUGACAAUGGGCGGUCAAUUGUGGCCGAAGUUGUACACAAGGGCAAAAAGAAGGAGUGUGUGGUGCAAUGUGCCUUGGAAGCAUGUCGUAUUCUCGAUCGUCACGGCGUCCUACGACAGGCUAAUCAAGAACCACAGAAACGUAAACAAAAAUCUAAAGAUUCCGAUUCAGAUGAUGAUGAGUUUUGGGAUCGUACCGGCGAUGUGGCCAGGAAGAAACAAAGACGAGCAAAUACGACAGCGAAUGUAACGCUGACAUAUGAUGAUUUGCUGAAACAAGAGGAAGAGCUGAACAAAGAACUCCAACAAGUACAGGCCAAUAUCGUGGCAUACCAGGAGAAGAAAAAACAACUUAAAACACAAAAAGAAAAGGAGGAAUCCAAUGACGAUCUGGAUAGUUAUAUGGAGAAUUUGCAAACAAAAGAAAACCCGGUGGAUAAAAUUGAAAUAAAGAAGUUGAGGCUUGAAGAAUUACGACUGAAAACAGAAAUUCAACGAAAUCAAAGACUUCUAAAGAUAGCCAAACCAGUUGAUCUGCCAUUCAUGAGAAAUCCUUUGGAAGGUCACAAAAAUGAAUCGGCCCAAGGAGAGGUGAAGAAAAAACAAUUGCCAAUGAUUGGUAAACGUAAUCAAUUUAGUAAAUUUAAAAUUGUCAAACCACAAGAAAGCAAUAAAAGUUCAAAACCCUCAGCUCAAUUGGCAUCCGACGAAGAGGAAGUUGAAGAAGAAGAACAAAGUAGAACUGAAACAAAAGUUGUUAAAGAAGAGCCAAUUAAAGCUGAGAGUAAAGUUAACAUAGAUGAAAUCUUCGAAAGAAAUCCAGAAAAGAAAGAAGACAAACCAAACUUGACGAAACCAUCAUUGGAUAAUGAUGAAGAAAUCAGUGAAACACCAUCACAGCAAUCCCCAAAGGUGGAGAAAAUUGUGGAAAAAGAACCUGCAAUUGUUAAGGAUGAUAUAGUAUCGGAAACAAAACCUGUCGAAGUAAUCCCAGACCCUGCUAGUAAAGAAGAUAGAGGCGCAACAAAUACGGCUGCCUCCACUGAAAGCUCCAAAAAGCGAAGACAACGCAACCGACAACGCACUAAACGUGAAGCAGACAUGGACGAUGACAUUGAAUAUGAAUCAUCAGAGAAAUAUGCGAAAUGGGUACCACCAGAAAAUCAAACUGGAGAUGGUAUUACAGAAUUAAACAAGAAAUAUGGUUAUUAAAAAA